This is a messenger RNA of Penicillium brevicompactum, 642 nucleotides long. RefSeq lists its product as uncharacterized. The record is from RefSeq and is a predicted model, not a curated record. The transcript is spliced from 2 exons. Lineage: Eukaryota; Fungi; Ascomycota; Eurotiomycetes; Eurotiales; Aspergillaceae. Bases 1 to 642 code for a protein of 213 amino acids.
AUGAGCCCGGGCGCCAAACCAAGCGAGAUGAACGUUCUCAACCCCAUAAAGCCGCUUUUAUUUUCACUAAACGAGGCAGAUAUUCCGGUUUGUGUGGUUGGGGAGAUUGUCUUAAACUACUACAAUGUACCUCGAGUAGUUCAUGAUAUCGAGAUCUGUGUCCCGGAGCUAUCGCUGCCAGAAGUUGCAUCCAAGGUGGUCUCGACCACUGGGUUCACGCGAGUGAAAGUGGAGGACUACGAUCUAUUCACAGAAUACAAAAGAGGGUUCCAAGCAUUCAAGGCGCCAAAUGAUGAUCUCCGUCUAAUCAUUUUCCCCGACUCGCAUUUUGGUAUCGCUCCCCUGCGCCAGAGUAGUGUGCUAAGCGACGAAAGAGUAUCGACUGCUUGUAGCACACAAAUACUGGGUUUAGUCCCUCAGUGCGAGAUUCGAGAUAUUCCUGUACCUCGCCUGUCUCAUCUUUUCACUGGACUCUGUUUGAGGUUCUUCGAGUCGGGGGACGUCAUGGCUCGCAUAGCCGUGGAGCAACUAGUCGACGGAAUGGACCUCGAUGACGAGUGGAUCAAAAGAAAUCUAGAUGACACGAAAACUAAAGUGAGAGAUCUGGCCACUCAGCUUGUCACCGAGAAGAUCUCGACGUGA